AUGGGCAAGAAUACAGACGACCGGCCAGCCUACUUGAGCUCCGAUGACGCCAAGUACUCUCUAGGUGUGCAUCGUGGACCAUUGGCCCCCACGAGCGAGGACCCGAAAUUGGAGCAGGUUCAGUCCGCGGGUGGCAUCUCAUUAGCUACCAAUCGAUCCAGGAAGGAGAGGUUGGCCCGUCAUUGGAAGCGAUUCUGGUGCUGCUAUCUCAUUGGAAAUGUCAUCUUCCUCGCCAUCUUCCUCCCCGUCUUCUUCCUUGUCGCAAUCCCGGCCAUCUCUCAAUUGGUGGUUAACAAGUCAGACCUGGUCCUCGUCAAUGCGGCGGUCAUGCAACCGCGCGCCGAGUCCAUCCAGUUGACCCUAGAAUCAGCGUUGAACUUGAAAAUCGCCCUGCCUGUUCGCAUUGAGCCCAUUGUGCUGGAUCUGUUCGUGCGCGAUACUGGAUCCAAAGCGCCAUGGGGCAAUGUCACCAUCGCUGGCAAGACUAUCAAAGGCAACACCACCCUCGGUGUUUCGGACGUGCACACACCCCUCAUCAACACGACCACCUGGACCAGCUAUGUGCAUGACGUCGUCUUUGAUAAAACUACCGCCUUGUCGCUCAGGGGCACGACUAACUCCUAUUUGGGAGUGUUGAAAUCGCCUGUGGUCAUGGACAAGGACGUCGUCUCGCCGACUCUCGAUUCGUUCAACGGGUUCAGUAUCACCGAUAGCGCUCUGCUGCUUCCCCCCAAAGCAGAUGGCACGAACCUGGUCGGUAACGCCACGCUGCCCAACCCAUCCGUGCUCACUAUCGAGAUCGGCACCAUCACCCUCGAUAUCAAGUCGGGCGGUUUGGUCAUUGGAAAUGCCACCCUAGAGGAUCUGACCAUCAAGCCCGGGGACAACAAGCACCCUCUGACGGCCAUUCUGGACUUUGACAUCAUCUUUGCGCAUCUGGGCACUGUUCUCAAAUCCCAGGCCAAUCUUUUGAAGACCGGCAACCUGACCCUGGAUACGAUCACCAAGUCGGUUGUCUGGGAGAACAAGACCGUGCCUUACUACACCGAGGUCAUGUCUGGGCUGACGCUUCCGGCCCAAGUGCCCCUUAUGGACACCCUGAAGAACACAUUACACGGCCUCAACUUGACCGAACUCGCGGAUUACGCCAAGUCUAAUAGCACGGGCGGUGGUCUUCUGAGUACUCUGGAAAACGACUUCAAAAAUAUGGAUUCUGGUUCCGGCUCCGGCUCCGGCCUCUCAUCCCUCUUGAAGAGAAACGUGCAUAUCCGCGAAGCUCUCAAGAAUAUCCACCCGGUUAAGCGAGACGCCGCACUGGACUCACUAGCCAAUCUCUACAUGAAGCUCUGA
Penicillium maclennaniae is the source of this 1350-nucleotide messenger RNA. Its product is annotated as DUF3712 domain-containing protein. The record is from RefSeq and is a predicted model, not a curated record. Gene Ontology annotation, cellular component: fungal-type vacuole membrane. The transcript has 3 exons. Lineage: Eukaryota; Fungi; Ascomycota; Eurotiomycetes; Eurotiales; Aspergillaceae. The coding region runs from base 1 to 1350 and encodes 449 amino acids.